This is a messenger RNA of Camellia sinensis, 1206 nucleotides long. The record is from RefSeq and is a predicted model, not a curated record. Lineage: Eukaryota; Viridiplantae; Streptophyta; Magnoliopsida; Ericales; Theaceae.
AUGACAUUCGAUUCUGAACAAUGUGUGUAUGAUUUUUAUAAUACAUAUGGAGGAAGACUGGGGUUUAGCAUAAGAAGGGAUUUUUGUAGGAAGAACAAGGUCACUAACCAACUUAUUUGUAGACUUUUAGUUUGCAACAAGGAGGGAUUUCAGAAGGGUGACAAACGAGACCCAUUGUCAAAAAACCCUAGAGCUGAAACUAGGGCCGGUUCUGAGGCUCGACUUUAUGUCAAAUUAGAUGAGGGUACUGGGAAAUCUGUUGUGACUGAUUUCAAAGAAAAACACAACCAUGAUCUUUUAGAUAAUGAAGAGCAAAUAGCGAAUAUGUUUUGGACUGAUGCACAAAUGAUCAUGGAUUAUGCCCAAUUUGGUGAUGUUGUCACAUUUGAUACUACUUACAAGUUAAACAAAGAACAUAGACCCUUCGUGUCUUUUGUGGGAUUUAACCAUCAUAGGAAAACAGUUAUAUUUGGUGCAGCCUUGUUGUAUAAUGAGACCGCCGAAUCAUUUGUAUGGUUGUUUCAAAAUUUUCUGGAGGCUAUGUUAGAAAGGGCACCAAAAACGUUGUUCACUGAUCAAGAUGCUGCAAUAGCUAAAGCCAUACCCAUCUUUAUGCCUGACACAAGUCACCGUUUGUGUACUUGGCAUUUGAUGCAAAAUGCAUUAAAACAUGUUAAUUGUUUUCUCCAAGAUAAGGGGGUAAAGGGUGUACUAAAUAAAUUCUUCUUUGACAUUAAAGAUGCAAAUCAAUGGAAGUUAGAGUGGGCGGAAAUGCCGCAUGAAAACCAUUGGUUGAAAUUGACUUUUGCGGUGAAAGAAAAAUGGGGCUGGCCAUAUGUUAGAUCAACAUGGGCUGCAAGAAUGAGUACCACACAACUUAGUGAAUCUUUUAAUGCUUUUUUGAAGGAUUACAUUCGUCCUAAUUUUAAUUUAAAUGAAUUCUUCAUGCAUUUCGAAAGGGUACUUUACGAGAAGCGAUACAAGGAGUUAAAAGCAGGAUAUACUUUGUGCCAAAGGUUGUCAAAGGUGAAAGCAACAAUAAGAAUGUUAAUUCAAAUGCGUAAUGUUUACACAAAAAAGAUAUUUGAAGAAUUUCAAAAUGAGUACUUUCGAUCCAUUAAAUCGGACAUAGAAGCAAUUGAAUAUAGCGAGGCUAGUACCAUUUACAUAGUUGUUGAUGUUGGUAACAACAUGCAAGGAAAGUGA